Molecule: messenger RNA, 892 nt
Organism: Drosophila navojoa
Lineage: Eukaryota; Metazoa; Arthropoda; Insecta; Diptera; Drosophilidae
Gene: Polr2C
Product: RNA polymerase III subunit RpII33
Biological process (GO): transcription by RNA polymerase II
Cellular component (GO): RNA polymerase II, core complex
Molecular function (GO): DNA binding; protein dimerization activity
Source: RefSeq, a predicted model, not a curated record
AACUCUGACCGGUCAGCUUCAUUUUAGCGCUAUUUUGUGUUUAUUUUCUUUAAAUACAGUAAAAUGCCGUAUGCCAAUCAACCAUCCGUGCAAAUAACCGAGCUGACGGACGACAAUGUGAAGUUUGUGCUCGAAGACACCGAAUUGAGCGUAGCGAACAGUCUGCGACGCGUUUUCAUAGCCGAAACGCCAACGCUAGCCAUUGACUGGGUGCAACUGGAGGCGAAUUCUACAGUUCUAUCAGAUGAGUUCCUAGCCCAUCGCAUUGGUCUUAUCCCAUUAAUAUCCGACGAUGUGGUGGAGCGUUUGCAGUACACUCGCGACUGUAUCUGCCUUGAUUUCUGUCCCGAGUGCAGCGUCGAAUUUACGCUCGAUGUCAAGUGCAACGAGGAGCAAACGCGACACGUGACAACGGCUGAUCUUAAGUCGAGCAAUGCGAAGGUGUUGCCCGUGACGUCGCGUAAUCAGGGCGAGGAGGACAACGAAUAUGGCGAGAGCACCGAUGAGAUACUCAUAAUUAAGCUACGCAAGGGUCAGGAGUUGAAGCUGCGCGCUUACGCAAAGAAGGGAUUUGGCAAGGAGCACGCCAAAUGGAAUCCUACAGCGGGCGUGUGCUUCGAGUACGAUCCAGAUAAUUCAAUGCGUCAUACGCUGUACCCGAAGCCCGAUGAGUGGCCAAAGAGCGAGCACACCGAACUGGAGGACGAUCAAUACGAGGCGCCCUACAACUGGGAGGCCAAACCGAACAAGUUCUUCUUCAAUGUGGAAUCUUCGGGUGCGUUGAAGCCUGAGAAUAUUGUCAUCAUGGGCGUCCAGGUGUUGAAGAACAAGCUCUCCAAUCUACAGACACAGCUCAGUCACGAAUCGCAGAACGAUGCGCUUGCAGUUUAGA